CGCAGAGAAGGAGGAAGAGCUCGGCGGCUGCCGUGGUGCCGAGGGAGCGGCACGGGGCACCGAGCGGGUGGGCCUGGCCGGUGGGGCUGGGGAGCGGGCGCAGCGGGGUGGGUGCUGAGCCCGUACGGCCGCCCCGACGGGCAGCGUGUGCCGGGCAGGGCUGCCGGCGGCCCCCGUGGAAGGAAGCACAGGGCGGACGGUGCAGCAUCGCAGCUCCGGUCCUGCUUGGCUGCACUCCGAAAGCUCCGCUCACUGCUCCCAGCACCCUGCAAGAGCCCACAGGAGCCCCACAGCGCAUCUGCAAGGGACGGCUGGAACCCCCCGUGAUGAGGAGCAUCUGGACCCCCAGCCUCCCCCAGCUGCCCCCCCGAUCCUGCUCCUGCUACGCUGCCUUGCCAUGGGACACCCCGUUCCCAUGAGCAUCACCUGGGUGGCUGCACAUCACCCUCUGGGACCUCCAGCCACCUGCUUGUUCGGGUACCAGGGGGCUGGUCCCCCCACGCCGCCCCCACCUUCACCUUCCCCAACCGACCCCAUGGGCCAGCCGAUGGCCAGCAUCCGCUGCUGAGCCCCAAUGCGGGGCUGGGAUGGGGACACGCGCAGCUGGUGUCCCACUGCUUUGGAGGAUGGCGGCAGCAAGCUGGUACCACCGGGACAUCAGCCGGGUGGUGGCGGAGGAGCUGCUGGCCAAGGCCGGGCGGGACGGCUGCUUCCUGGUGCGGGACAGCGAGUCGGUCUCGGGGGCGUAUGCCCUCUGCCUCCUGUUCCAGCGGCAUGUCCACACCUACCGCAUCCUCCCUGAUGACGAGGGGCUGCUCUCCGUCCAGACCAUCCAGGGCAUCCAGGCCAAGUGUUUCCGCACCCUCCCCGACCUGAUCGGCGCCUACCAGCAGCCCAACAACGGGCUGGUGACGCCCCUGCUCUACCCCGUGCACCGGGCCAGGCAGGCGGCCGACGAGGACUCAGACGGGGAGGACGGCCGAGGCAGUGGGCACACGGCGAGCGCGGUCCCGACCUGGGGAGCCGGGACGGGCGCGUGGCUCAGCGCUCCCAUCGCCGGCCGGACCCACAUCUCGCAGCAGCUGCACCAGAGGCUGCAGGAGCAGGUCCACAGCAGCCCGGCCAGUGACUUCAUGGGCUUCAUGGCCGAGUACCUGAACCACCACCUGCAGCUGGACCUGGAGGCUCUGCGCCAUGGGCACCCGCAGCUGCGCCAUCUCAGCACCGCGCUCGUCACCGCCUGCCGGGCGCUGCACAGUGAGAUUGACUUCACGCUGGCGGGACUGGAGACACUGGCCAGGGUGUUUGACCCCCCCGCGUCCCCUCGCAGCCCGGCCAGGGAGCAGGGCCUCCUCACCAGCGAUCCAGACCUUGAGCUGCUCCUCAACAAGAUAUCUACUGUCAACCAUCUCCUCUCUUCGCUGGAGAAGAAGGUGCUGAAGUCGCUGCAGGAGACGGUGUCGAGACACAACCUGGCGCUGCCCUGCGUGGCAGCGGUCCCCCCGCCGACCGCCAAGCCCCUGGCCGUGCAGAGCUUCGAGGUGAAGGUGGGCAAGCUGCAGCGGGCGGCCCUGACGGUGGACGUGGAGUCGGGCACGGUGGCCAUCACCAAGAAGGGCAGCGGGUCCCCAGAGGAGACCAUCCCGCAGGACAAAAUCCUGCAGCUGAUCAAAUACCAGAGCGUGCAGAGCAAGGUGAGGCUGGUGUACGACCGGGAGCCGCAGAGGAGCCUGAGCAGAGACUUUGUCUUCCCCAAUGCACGGAAGCGAGAGGCCUUUUGCCAGCUGCUGCAGCUGAUGAAGAUCCAGCACUCCAACCUGGAUGAGCCUGACCUCAUCUCGGUCUAUGUUGGGACAUGGAACAUGGGCAGCACCCCACCACCCCGCUCCCUCGCCUCCUGGCUGACCUCAAGGGGCUUGGGGCGCACGCAGGACGAGACCACUGCCUGCAUCCCCCACGACAUCUACGUUAUCGGCACCCAGGAGAACUCCCUGGGUGACCGCGAGUGGGUCGAGUUCCUCCGCGCAUCUCUGAAGACCCUGAUGGCCAUCGACUACCGCGUGGUCGCCCUGCAAUGCCUCUGGAGCAUCAAGAUCGUGGUGCUGGUGAAGCCCGAGCACGAACGGCGCAUCAGCCACGUCCACACCUCCAGCGUGAAAACCGGGAUCGCCAACACGCUGGGGAACAAGGGAGCUGUGGGCGUCUCCUUCCUCUUCAAUGGGACCUCCUUUGGUUUCAUCAACUGCCACCUGGCCUCUGGCAGCGAGAAGACCCACAGGCGUAACCAGAACUACAGUGACAUCCUGCGCUCCCUGGUUCUGGGUGACAAGCGUCUCAGCGCCUUCGACCUCACCCUGCGCUUCACCCACCUCUUCUGGUUCGGGGACCUCAACUACCGCCUGGACAUGGAUGUGCAGGACAUCCUUGCCCACGUAACCAAGAAGGAGUUUGAAACCCUCCUGGCUGUUGACCAGCUCAACCUGGAGCGGGAGAAGAACAAGGUGUUCCUGCGAUUCAGUGAGGGUGACAUCUCCUUCCCGCCCACGUACCGGUAUGAGCGGGGCUCCCGGGACAGCUACAUGUGGCAGAAGUUCAAGCCCACGGGGGUGAGGAUCAAUGUCCCCUCCUGGUGUGACCGCAUCCUGUGGAAGUCACACCCAGAGACCCAUGUAGUCUGUAAAUCCUAUGGCUGCACCGAUGACAUCGUGACCAGUGACCACUCGCCCGUCUUUGCCACCUUCGAGGUGGGAGUAACGUCGCAGUUUGUGCCAAAGAAGGCCCCCGGAUCCGACCCCGAGCCCCUGGCCUGCAUCGAGUGGGAGAGCAUCGAGGUGAUCGUGAAAACCGCCAGCCGCAGCAAGUGCUACAUCGAGUUUCACUCGUACUGCCUGGAGGAAGCCCAGCGGAGUGGGGAGAACACCUCCCAGAGCUGCGACAUCCCCGGCUUCCUCAAGUUGGCCUGGUCCGCAAAGAGUCUGCCUAUGCUGCACCCCAUCCUGCCGGACCUGGAGUACCUGGGGGACCAGCACCUGCUCCUCAGCAUCAAGGGGGUGGAGAGCUGCGAGUCCUACGGCGAGUGCUGCAUCGCCAUGAAGUCGAUGAUCGGCAGCAUGGCCCAGCAGUUUGAGACCUUUCUCUUCCACCGCGGCGAGGAGACGGGCUCCAUGCGCGGCUGGAUGAAGGUCCGGGUCCCCAAGGACAGGCGCAGCACCCGCGAGAGGCUCUACGAGUGGAUCAGCUUUGAAGAGGACGACGCCGAGCCGGCAGCAGAUGCCCCGACGUGCCCCAAGCCACCCCUGCAGCGCCUCAGGAGCCGGCCCCGCAGCCUUCCGGAGGCAGCCGCUGGCUACACCAACCCAGCCUACUUCAUCUUCGAGGGGGUCCCCAACACGUGGGUGCCAGCCCCCGGUGCCAGCGAAGCCCACGACAAGCAGAUGGAGAGCCCGGCCAGGGGCCAGCAGUGCCAGAGUCCCCCUGGGCCACGAAUACCUUUGCCAUCAGAGGAAGAGCGAUGGGGCAGCCGGCACCUCUGUGUGCCAGGGGGGCUGUCCCAUGGACACCCACGCAGCCCCCCUGGCGUGGGCCGGCAGAAGAGACCCAAAUCGGCCGUCCUGGCGAGGGACACACCGGGGCUGGGCGACUGCUCGCUGACAGCGCUGCACAUGGCCACCUGCCUGAGCCAGCUGGACUGGGCGUCCUCUGAACACGGAGGGGACAGCCAGAAGACCCUGCUGCGCCAGACCCACAACACCCUGAAGCCGCCCCCACGGCCCUGCCGGGAGGUGCCGAGGUGCACGCCGGAUACUCGCCAGCACGGCCACCUAGGAGAGUGGCCCUGCAACAGGGAGGAGUGGUCCGGUGGCGUUGGCAGGUGCCUGGGUCACCUCGGCUUGCAGCAGGACAAGGAAAGGCUGCAGGAACAUGGCUGGAACCACUUGGACUCCUACAGGUACCCCCAGGCACUGGAGAUUGGAAAGGGGGGCACCGUGCGAGCCAGCUCCUGUGGCCCUGGGGUCCCUGGCAGAGCCCCGCACCCCGGGGGGGAGGAGAGGUCUCGCUGCCUGUCUCCGUCCUCCCUCCCCAAAGCCGUGGAAGGACCAUGCUGAGCCCCACCAGCAAGGAGGGAUGGGGGACACGGGAGAUGUUCAGGCCACUUGGAAAGUGAGGACCUCUGGGUGCUUUGGACCUCGAGGCUCAGCCUCUUCAGGCAGCUGACUUGCAGCCUGCAAGGGCACAGCGCUAUCUGUGGCCAGCCCAGCCCUGUGGAUCCUCGUGCCUUCGGCCUCGGCAGCUGCUCCCUCCUCGCUGGGCU
Chroicocephalus ridibundus (black-headed gull) is the source of this 4312-nucleotide messenger RNA. RefSeq names its product phosphatidylinositol 3,4,5-trisphosphate 5-phosphatase 2-like. The transcript has 28 exons. Gene Ontology annotation, cellular component: cytosol. Gene Ontology annotation, molecular function: inositol-polyphosphate 5-phosphatase activity. Gene Ontology annotation, biological process: negative regulation of insulin-like growth factor receptor signaling pathway; phosphatidylinositol dephosphorylation; regulation of immune response. The record is from RefSeq and is a predicted model, not a curated record. NCBI's taxonomy places the organism in Eukaryota, Metazoa, Chordata, Aves, Charadriiformes, Laridae. Bases 588 to 4106 code for a protein of 1172 amino acids.